GAGUUGCCUUGGUCAUGGUGUCUGUUCACAGCAGUAAAACCCUAAGACACUGACUGAAGGCUUCCUGGGAGAGAAAGGACUGGGUAGCCACUGACGGCUCUCUGCAAUCUGUGGAUACAGAUCUUUGGACUGGAAUCCACCUAGACGGACAAGGCAUGAUACAGGUCCUGAUUGGAUGUCCUGUGUGAGUCUGCCCUUCCCAUGACUAUACGCCUGUCAGUUUCAGGACUCAGGAUGCUCCUGCUGCAAGCGCUCCUGUUCCUCUUAAUCCUGCCCAGUCAUGAAGGGAUUACUGCGACCGAAGGGCCAGGAGCUUUGGUCCCUCCACCCAAGGAAACUUGUGCAGGUUGGAUGGCAGGCAUCCCAGGAUAUCCUGGUCACAAUGGGAUACCGGGCCGUGAUGGCAGAGAUGGCACUCCUGGAGAGAAGGGAGAGAAGGGAGACGCAGGUGUUCUUGGUCCUAAGGGUGAGCCAGGAGACGCUGGAAUGACAGGAGCGGAAGGGCCACGGGGCUUUCCCGGAACCCCUGGCAGGAAAGGAGAGCCCGGAGAAGCCGCUUACAUGUAUCACUCAGCAUUCAGCGUAGGGCUGGAGACCCGCGUCACGGUCCCCAAUGUUCCCAUUCGCUUUACUAAGAUCUUCUACAACCAACAGAAUCAUUAUGACGGCAGCACUGGCAAAUUCCACUGCAACAUUCCGGGGCUCUACUACUUUUCCUACCACAUCACGGUGUACAUGAAGGAUGUGAAAGUGAGCCUCUUUAAGAAGGACAAGGCCGUUCUCUUCACCUACGACCAGUAUCAGGAAAAGAAUGUGGACCAGGCCUCUGGCUCCAUGCUCCUCCAUCUGGAGGUGGGAGACCAAGUCUGGCUCCAAGUGUAUGGGGAAGGGGACAACAAUGGACUCUAUGCAGAUAAUGUCAAUGACUCUACAUUUACAGGCUUCCUUCUCUACCAUGAUACCAACUGACUGCCACUAACUCAGAGCAGCCCGUAGCCUAUACGACCCGAGAAUCAAACAACAGGCGACAGGCUUUCAGCUUAGUUUGAGAGGUUGACUGUCUUGCUUGCUUUGAGGGUUCUGAGCGUUAUCCCCAUGAGUACUCAUUUGUUCAUUAAAUGACUUUCUAAAAA
Molecule: messenger RNA, 1133 nt
Organism: Rattus rattus (black rat)
Lineage: Eukaryota; Metazoa; Chordata; Mammalia; Rodentia; Muridae
Gene: Adipoq
Product: adiponectin, C1Q and collagen domain containing
Exons: 2
Coding region: 202-969 (255 amino acids)
Molecular function (GO): protein binding
Source: RefSeq, a predicted model, not a curated record